Messenger RNA from Abrus precatorius (Indian licorice), 3106 nucleotides. Its product is annotated as pentatricopeptide repeat-containing protein At3g47530. NCBI's taxonomy places the organism in Eukaryota, Viridiplantae, Streptophyta, Magnoliopsida, Fabales, Fabaceae. Gene Ontology annotation, biological process: RNA modification. Gene Ontology annotation, molecular function: RNA binding; zinc ion binding; protein binding. The transcript has a single exon. The coding region runs from base 127 to 2037 and encodes 636 amino acids. The record is from RefSeq and is a predicted model, not a curated record.
AACGGGGAUUUAAUUUGUAUUGCAUUGAAAGGCAUGAAGACGCUGUGGUUGUUGCUUCAUUGCUUCACCUCUCAUCCAUGCAAUGAUUCAUUCCAUUCAUCGUAAACAUUAAACCUUUGACUCCAAAUGCUUCUGCUUUGGUUCUCACGAAACAUUUCCUCUUACCCUAACCGAUCCCUUCUUUCUGCACCCAAUCCACAAUCUCCAUCUCUUUCUCUCUCUUCCACCAUUGCCAUUCAUCUCCUUCACUACAACACCGUUCCCUUACCACGUCCACACCACAAACAAAUCCAACAAACAAACAAAGAACCCGUUAUUUCUGCCAUCAAAUCUGUUUCCCGUAAGACCGAUUUGCUCCAAAUUCACGCUCACAUUCUACUCUCAACCCUAAUUCAAGACCCCGCAGUCUCUCUUCAGUUCUUGUCCCGUGUAGCUCUCUCUGGUCCAUUGCAAGAUGCCAACUAUUCCCACCGUUUCUUUGAGCAACUCAACUACCCUUUGGCUUCCCAUUACAACACUAUGAUCAGGGCCUAUUCCAUGAGCGAUUCACCUCAAAAGGGUCUACUUUUAUAUCGAGAUAUGAGAAGACAAGGCAUUUUUGCCAACCCUUUAUCGUCUUCCUUUGCUGUUAAGUCCUGUAUCAGGUUUCUGUAUCUUCUUGGGGGGGUUCAGGUUCAUUGCAACGUCUUCAAAGAUGGGCACCAAUCAGAUACCCUUUUGCUCACCUCUGUUAUGGAUUUGUAUUCACAAUGCCAAAGAGGUGGUGAUGCGUGUAAGGUGUUUGAUGAAAUGCCUCAGAGGGACACUGUUGCUUGGAAUGUGAUGAUCUCUUGCUGUAUUCGGAAUAAUCGAACCCGGGAUGCUUUAAGUUUGUUUGAUGUUAUGCAGAGUUCGAGCUAUAAAUGUGUGCCUGAUGAUGUUACUUGUUUACUUCUUCUUCAGGCUUGUGCUCAUUUGAAUGCCUUGGAGUUUGGGGAACGAAUUCAUGGCUAUAUUAUGGAACGGGGUUAUGGGGGUGCUCUCAAUUUGUCUAAUUCUCUCGUAUCUAUGUAUUCACGGUGUGGAUGUUUAGAUAAGGCUUAUGAGGUGUUUAAGGGAACGGUGAAUAAAAAUGUGGUUUCAUGGAGUGCAAUGAUCUCUGGUUUGGCAAUGAAUGGAUAUGGAAGAGAAGCUAUUGAAGUAUUUGAAGAGAUGUUGAGAAUUGGCUUUCGGCCUGAUGAUCAGACAUUCACUGUUGUGCUUUCUGCUUGCAGUCAUUCUGGAUUGAUCGAUGAGGGAAUGUCAGUUUUUGAUCGUAUGAGCAGAGAGUUUGGAAUAACUCCCAAUGUUCAUCAUUAUGGGUGUAUGGUUGAUCUCUUUGGCCGUGCUGGCUUACUUGAUAAGGCUUAUGAGCUCGUUAUAUCAAUGGUGGUAAAGCCAGAUUCCACAGUAUGGAGGACUUUGCUUGGGGCUUGCAGAAUUCAUGGUCAUGUUACACUUGGUGAACGAGUGAUUGGACAUUUGAUUGAAUUGAAAGCUCAAGAAGCUGGGGAUUAUGUUUUGCUCCUAAAUAUUUAUUCUUCAGCUGGACAUUGGGAAAAGGUAGCUGAAGUGAGAAAACUAAUGAAAGAUAAAGCAAUCCAAACCACACCUGGCUGUAGCACAAUUGAAUUGAAAGGAGUAGUACACGAGUUUGUCGUGGAUGACGUUUCGCAUUCAAGAAAAACUGAGAUUUAUGAGACACUGGAUGAGAUUAAUAAGCAGCUAAAGAUUGCUGGUUAUGUUGUUGAACUUUCAUCUGAGUUACAUAAGAUGGAUGACAAAGAAAAGGGGUAUGUGCUCUCUUAUCACAGUGAAAAACUGGCAAUUGCAUUUGGGGUUCUUGCUACUCCACCUGGUACAAGACUGAGAGUGGCCAGCAAUCUCCGUAUAUGUGUUGAUUGCCACAAUUUUCUGAAACUCUUUUCCGGGGUUUACAAUCGUGAUGUAAUUCUUAGGGACCAUAAUCGAUUUCACCACUUUAGGGGAGGGCACUGCUCAUGUAGCGACUAUUGGUAGGGAUAUAUGGGCUAGUGAUAGAGAUACGUGUCAAAUCAAUUACCGAGUGUUAAUGAAAUGAUUGUCAAGAGCCACUACAAAUGGACAUAGCUCCCUUUACGGCGGGUUUAUCAUAGAACCUUGGUGAAUAUUGCUUAAUUGAAAUGCAGCCAUAGCUACUAAAGGCGGUUUUAAAUUGUAUUUCAAGCUGUUGGGUGAAAGCUAACCAUUGCCUUUAUUCAAGUCUAUUAUUUCAUAGCACCAAUGCACCAGUUAGUCUGUAACAAAUGGUCUUAGCUGACUCAGUCUGAAUGUUCAAGGUAGAUCCUGCAGAAAGCACAGUAUAGAACACCUGCCAAACACCAAUUGCCUGAAUGCUAAACAUGAAACCUGCUAUCUGAGAAAGUUGGUGUUGCUUUUUUUUUAGAAAAAUUUUGUAGUGAAGGAGGGCUAUUUUUGGAUUAGUACAAAAAUAGUGAUUAGUGUCAUUUGACCCGAGACAUGGAAGGUUCGUCCUCUAGAACUUAUUGAAUUUGUUUGAAAAGUGUCGUUCCGCGUAUACUGACUAUACUGAGCAUCAGCAAUAACCCAUUUUUGUGGAGUCAAUGCAUUAUUAAGGAAACAGCAACAAUGCAUUGUUGUAAUGCCAAAUGAUUUUCUAUGCAUUUGAUUCAGAGAACAUCUGUCAGUUUUUUUUUUCCCCAUUAAAUCAUUCUCACCAUUCUGGCUUGUGGCUAAAAAUAUAUCACAAUCUAUUUAAUUCUAAAUCGACGAGAUGCUUCGAGCAUAGCAAAUAUAUUACAGGAGCCACGUCGCUGUAGUUGAGUAACAACUGCAGAUAAUUUUGAGCCCUUAAAACACCUCGUUGUGCAGUUAUUUUCAAACUGAAGACUUUUCUAAGUGCAGACCAUUUGCAUCCAUCUAUUAAAGUGUCCAUUGAUCUAGCGUUGAUGACUAAAGCGUAUCGCAAGUUCAAUCAGGCAAGCACAGUUAAUUAAAAUCUGCGCGUGUAAAGGAAAACGUGCGUAGAUUGUAGAAGAUUCAACAACAUAAUUGUUAGAACUGGUAUCCGUCUCAGAAAUUGGGGCCU